Molecule: messenger RNA, 1376 nt
Organism: Pollicipes pollicipes
Lineage: Eukaryota; Metazoa; Arthropoda; Thecostraca; Pollicipedomorpha; Pollicipedidae
Product: protein croquemort
Exons: 8
Coding region: 45-1361 (438 amino acids)
Cellular component (GO): cytoplasm; membrane
Molecular function (GO): scavenger receptor activity
Source: RefSeq, a predicted model, not a curated record
UGGAGCUGACACCAUCGUCGGAGGGCUACAGCUUCUGGCACACGAUGGACGUCCCCAUCUACAUGAAGUUCUACUUCUGGAACGUCACGAAUGCUGAUGACGUCAUUGGUAAAAAGGCGAAACCAAUUCUGGAGGAGCUGGGGCCAUACGUGUACAGCGAGAAGCACCUGAAGGUGAACAUGACCUGGAACGACAACGGCACGGUGACGUACAUGCAGAUCAAGACGUGGCACUUCGAGCCGGACAUGUCGGUCGGCAGCCGGGACGACAACAUCACCACGCUCAACGUGCCGUUGCUGGCGGCCGCCGCCCUGAUCCGGGACCUGAACGACUUCAUGAAGGUCAUGUUCAACGAGAUGGUGAACUCCGUGGAUACAAAACCAUUCGUAACGCGCACGGUGCGUGAGUUCCUGUUCGACGGCUACGACGACCCGCUACUGGAUGCCGCGUCCGUGCUCAAGUACCUGGUCAACAUCUCCAUACCGUUCGACAAGUUCGGUUGGUUUUACGGCAGGAACGGCACCAACUACUACGACGGCGUGUUCAACAUGGACACGGGCCGGACGGUGUCCCAGCUGGGUGACCUGCACUUCUGGAACAACACCAACACUACGACGGCGUUCGACGCGCCCUGCAACAUGGUCAACGGCUCGGCCGGCGAGCUCUUCCACCCGCGGCUCGACAAGACGUACAUCGAGCUGUACUCGACGGACAUCUGCCGGUCACUCCGCGUUCCCUACAAAGAGCCGACAUCCAAAUACGAGUUAGGCGGUAACAGGUACCAGGCUGAUGAGAUGAUGUUCGCCAGGCCCGAUACGAACCCCGACAACUGGUGUUUCUGCAACGGAGAAUGCCCCCCUGCAGGGCUGCUGAACGAGACGCUGUGUCGGUUCGGCGUGCCGGCCUUCGUCUCCUUCCCGCACAUGCUGUACGCCGACCCGGCCGUCAUCGGCCAGACGGUGGGCCAGCGGCCCAACGAGUCGCUCCACAACUUUCACAUCGAUCUGGAGCCGCUGACGGGGGUGCCGCUCUCGGUGCGCGCCCGGUUCCAGAUCAACAUGCUGCUCAAGCCCAACAGUGACGUGACGAUCCUUUACGACGUGCCGACCGUGUACCUGCCAAUGCUCUGGUUCGACAACGCCGUGGACACGACGCCCGACAUCGCCGCCCAGUUCGUCACCAUCGUGGAGACGGUGCCGACGAUCAUGUCAGCCAGCAGCUUCGCGCUGCUGGGGCUGGGCGCUGCGCUGCUGGUGUGCGCCGCGCUGCUGCUGGUGGCGCUGCGCUCGCGACAGCCGCGGCCUGGCGAAGAGCCGCUGACCGCCAGCAGCACGGGCAGCAGCCUGGCGAGCGCGCGUUGACGCUGUCGACCAGCG